UCUAAUAAUAAUCUCUCUCUCUCUCUCUCUCUUUCUCUCUCUAAUAAUAUCCUUCUCUCUCUAGAGAACAAUGGGUGAGUGCUGCGCUCAUGGCGAAGGACCUGGCUAUGCUUCUCCUCUUGAGGCCAUGAAGGGGCCGAGGGAGGCUUUGAUCUAUGUCACCUGUGUUUACAAUGGAACUGGGAGAGAAAAGCCUGAUUACUUGGCGACAGUUGAUACUGAUCCAAGCUCACCAUACUAUUCCAAAGUUAUUCACCGGUUGCCUGUGCCUCAUAUAGGCGACGAAUUGCAUCAUUCUGGUUGGAAUUCCUGCAGUUCUUGCCAUGGAGACCCAUCAGCGGCUAGGCGUUACCUAAUCCUGCCUUCAUUGUUAUCAGGCCGUAUAUAUGUCGUUGAUACUGCAUCAAAUCCUAGAGCUCCAGUUUUACAUAAGGUUGUUGAGCCUGCAGAUAUUUUGGAGAAGACAGGAUUGGCAUUUCCUCACACUUCUCAUUGUCUUGCCUCUGGUGACCUUCUGGUGUCUUGCCUCGGAGAUAAAGAUGGGAAUGCAAAGGGAAAUGGAUUCCUUCUUCUUGAUUCAGAUUUCAAAGUGAAAGGAAGGUGGGAAAAACCAGGACACAGCCCACCUUUUGGAUAUGACUUCUGGUACCAACCCCGACAUAAGACUAUGAUUAGCUCAUCAUGGGGAGCUCCUGCUGCCUUCACAAAAGGGUUUAACCCUGAGCAUGUUAAAGAUGGGCUAUAUGGAAAGCACUUAAGUGUGUACAGCUGGCCUGAUGGUGAACUAAAGCAGACAUUGGACCUAGGAGAGACUGGGCUUUUACCUUUAGAAAUUAGGUUUCUCCAUGACCCUUCAAAAGCUAUAGGCUUUGUCGGUUGUGCCCUGUCCACUAACAUGGUGAGAUUUUUCAAGACUGAUGAUGGAUCUUGGAGCCAUGAGGUUGCAAUAUCUGUGCCACCAUUGAAGGUGAAAAACUGGAUACUUCCUGAAAUGCCGGGGUUGAUAACUGAUUUCCUCAUUUCUCUCGAUGACCGGUUCUUGUACUUUGUUAAUUGGCUUCAUGGAGAUAUCAGACAGUACAAUAUUGAGGAGCCGAGCAAGCCCUUGUUAACUGGGCAAGUUUGGGUGGGAGGACUUCUUCAGAAGGGAAGCAGUGUUGUUUAUGUGGAUGAAGAUGGGAAGGAGUCACAGAUUAACGUGUCAGAAAUCAAGGGUAACAAGCUAAGAGGAGGACCACAGAUGAUCCAGCUGAGCUUAGACGGCAAGAGACUCUACGUAACCAAUUCCCUCUUCAGUGCAUGGGAUAAGCAAUUCUAUCCAGAUGUAGUUGAGAAAGGCUCUCAUAUGUUGCAGAUAGACAUUGACACAGAGAAUGGAGGUUUAUCGAUAAACCCAAACUUCUUUGUGGAUUUCGCAUCUGAACCUGAGGGCCCAUCUUUGGCCCAUGAGAUGCGGUAUCCUGGCGGUGACUGUACUUCUGAUAUAUGGGUAUGAUUGGGAUAAGGGGAUAAGAGUUGCUCUAUCUAUUAGUCUAGAGGAAUGAGAAUGGUGAGGUUAAUUGUGUCACAUUGGAGUUAGAAAAGAGACUCCCAUGAAUAAGAGCCUAUGAGCUCAAGUUUGUGUUCUAUUGGUGUCUUAUGUAUUUUUCGAAUAUUAUGUGUGGAAAAACCUCUUCUAUUGACUCCUGAUACAGCAGCUACAUACGAAGUUACAAGGUUUGUUUUAGUUCAA
Molecule: messenger RNA, 1732 nt
Organism: Asparagus officinalis (garden asparagus)
Lineage: Eukaryota; Viridiplantae; Streptophyta; Magnoliopsida; Asparagales; Asparagaceae
Product: selenium-binding protein 1-like
Exons: 7
Coding region: 71-1495 (474 amino acids)
Molecular function (GO): selenium binding
Source: RefSeq, a predicted model, not a curated record